UCUGUGGUCCAGACUGUGCAAACUCUCCCCUCUCUGGAUGCUUUGGAGCUGGGUGGGCAACUGAGCGUGGCUAGCCAUCAGCAGACCUCUGGUGUUUUCAGCUUCGAACAUUAUCCACUGACAGUUGCCAAUGUUAUUGGAUGGAGCACUUGUGACACAACCAACGUUUUCUUCUGUUGAUUCACUUUAAACUACCAAAGUGGAGAUCUGGUCCUGGUCCAUGUAUAUUGCACUGACCUCAUCUCCCCCAGAAAUGAAUGCCAACAGUAUGCCGAAACAAGUGGAGGUGAGAAUGCACGAAAGCCACCUGGAGCCUAUUGAGGCAAGGCCCCGGUCCAAAUGUGCCCAAAUCUGCUCCAAAAUGUUCAAGAACCUCCUGCUCACGCUCACAGUCCUUGGUGUGAUCCUGGGAGCUGUAGCAGGGAUGUUGCUGCGUGUUGCUUCUCCAAUUCACCCAGAUAUCAUCAUGGUGAUUGCCUUUCCUGGAGAUAUCCUGAUGAGAAUGCUGAAGAUGUUGAUCCUGCCUCUCAUUAUCUCCAGUUUAAUCACAGGUCUGUCUGGUCUGGAUGCCAAAUCUAGCGGUCGCCUGGGCACCAGAGCUAUGGUUUACUACAUGUCCACCACUGUUAUUGCUGCUGUCCUGGGUGUCAUCCUGGUGCUACUCAUCCACCCCGGCAACCCCAAGCUGAAGGAAAAUCUAGGCGAGGGCGAGAAAAAUGAUGAUGUGUCUAGCUUGGAUGCCUUCUUCGAUCUGAUUAGGAAUCUUUUCCCAGAGAACCUGGUGCAGGCCUGUUUCCAACAGAUCCAAACAGUCACAAAGAAAAUUGAGGUGGUUGUUGAGGAGGAUGUCAAUGUCACCACUGUGGAGGGCCUGGUGGCUAACAUUACCAAGGAGCCUCAGUACAUCAUCAAAAAGUCACUUCAGUUUAAAAGUGGCAUGAAUGUUUUGGGUGUGAUUGGUUUCUUUAUUGCAUUUGGCAUCUGCAUGGGCAAGAUGGGAGAGAAGGCCAGACUCAUGAUUGAUUUCUUCAACAUCCUCAAUGAGAUUGUGAUGAAACUUGUCAUCAUGAUUAUGUGGUACUCUCCCUUUGGUAUUGCCUGCCUGAUUUGUGGUAAGAUCAUCUCCAUCAAGGACUUGGAGGUGGUAGCCAGGCAGCUUGGCAUGUACAUGGUGACUGUGAUUAUUGGUCUCAUCAUCCACGGAGCGAUCUUCCUGCCCAGCAUUUACUUUGCCAUCACAAGAAAAAACCCCUUCACCUUUUUCUUGGGAAUCUUCCAGGCCUGGAUCACUGCUCUGGGAACAGCUUCCAGUGCUGGUACACUGCCUGUCACCUUCCGCUGCCUGGAGGAGAAUUUGGGCAUUGACAAAAGAGUCACUCGUUUUGUGCUCCCAGUAGGUGCCACCAUCAAUAUGGAUGGAACUGCUUUGUAUGAGGCUGUGGCGGCCAUUUUUAUUGCCCAGAUGAAUGGUGUGCAUCUUGACCCUGGCCAGAUUGUCACAGUCAGUCUGACAGCAACCCUGGCCAGUGUCGGAGCAGCCAGUAUUCCUAGUGCCGGCCUGGUGACUAUGCUGUUGAUUCUUACUGCUGUUGGCUUACCAACCCAGGAUAUCAGUUUGCUCGUUGCUGUUGACUGGCUGUUGGAUCGAUUCAGGACCUCAGUAAAUGUGGUGGGCGACUCCUAUGGUGCAGGGAUUGUGUACCAUCUGUCUAAAGCUGAGCUGGAUGAGCUGGAUGCGCACAUGGCUAAAUCGGACGACAUCGAAAUGAUGACAAAGACCCAGUCCUAUUAUGACGACAUGAAGAACCACCACGAAAACAAUUCCAACCAGUGCGUCUUAACCACAACUGCUUCCACAGCUGCUAAUGCCAAUGCUAACAGUUCUAUCUUUGUAGAUGAGUGCAAGGUAACCUCAGCCGCAAAUGGUUCUGCUGCAGAGUGCACACUUGUUGAGGAGGAACCAUGGAAACAUGAAUAAUGGCAACGCAGAGAUCCCCCUGCUUCUGGGCUCCACGAGCUUUCCUAUCUGGUGAUAAAACAAGAAGAGUGAAUGAAAAGUCACAUGAACAGAACUACUAAUGGUUUUUUAUGUAGAUUUAUUUUUUUUUAUUAUUAGUCCCUUUAAGAGGUUUUUUGUAUUUUUUGUCUAUCUGACUGAUAUGUUAUACUAAUUCACUUAACCGUGAACUGAUAACGGAGUUAUACCUCACCUGUUAGAGCACAGUCAUAUCCUGUAUGGCAGAUACUUGCACAACAUACUUCAAGGCUUGGGGAGGGAAGGAAGAGAGAACAAGUAGUAAAAAAUGUUUUUUUAGUCAUACAUUUCAGUUGUAUGUUUAUAUGAAAAAGCAACAAAGUGGUGGUAUAACACAUAUGCACUGAGGUCAUCUUCCAUAUUUCAUGAAGUUGGCUCCUAUUUCUAAGAGGAUGGGUGGGAAUCACACCAUUAAUUCAGACAACUGAUGUUGUCUGUAUUAAAUAUCCUAUCUAUACACCUUUAUAAAAUAAUUUUUAUAAUACAUCUAUUUGCAAUAACCAUCCCAGAUGUCUAGCAAAUUGAUCAAAAGAAAACCACUCUGAGCCUCUUCAUAUUCAAGUAUUAUCACAUAGAACACAUUAUUCCAUGGAGCCAGUAUUUGUUUCCCCUAUUUUCUUUUUUUUUUUUUGUCUUCUGUGAAGAAAAUUUCUUCUUUCACAUGUUGAGAAAGAUUUUAAAAUUAAUUUAUUUGUGUGAAAACCUGACCAAGUCAACUAUAGGGACCAAACAGGCUUAAAAUCCAUCAGCUCAUAGAAGCAUUUUCUCUGCCUCUUUGUGUGUUUGCAACAUAUUGUCACAUUUUUGUCCAUUAUGAUACAACUAAAAUCCCCGUUUUAAAAAUGCACUUUGCCCUUUUUUCCCCAAAGUAACUUUAUGAUGCCAAUGAAAUUAAAAGCAAUUCUGUUAAAAAAAUUAUAAAAUACAUGGCACCCUCAAUGAAAUAUAGGUACAUAUGGAGCACAAAUAAUGCCAAAAUGCCAACAAGGUUAAUUUCUAGUUAUCUUAGUGUUAUCUUUUUAUACCAUUAGUCCAUAUAAAAACUGAUUUACAGCUAGAAACAACAGAUACUCAGGCCAUUUAUGUUUACAAUUUUACAGGAAAAGUAAACCUUGUCCUGUAACGUUAAAUUGUUUACCCUGAAGGAAGUGGCUUCCUAUUAGCACAAUUAUCCAAUGCUUUGUCUGUAAACAAUUGUUUACCUUGAACGUUAUACUGAAAGAAAUAUAACUAUAUAGUGGAAAGUAAGGAUUUCCAGCACCCGAAAUAAGCACAGACAUUCACAUAGUUUUUAAGCUACAUUCCAGCGGUUGUAUCUGCUUGUUACUGUACCUGAAAGCACAGUCAACUCUAAAACACCCUUGGAGCACACUAGGUGAAGCAACAACAACAAUUCACAAUUGCAACACUCUUCCAAGAUGCUUCCUGUAGUGCGAUUCUGAAAAUGUAAUCAUUUUCUUGCCAUCAGAGCUCAAGACUGUUUCUACCUUCCCUAUAUGCUGCAACUGUGUCUUGUGUCAAUCAGAAGACAUUUUAGGAGAACCAGAACAGAAACGAGACAAACACAGUAUUGUUUGUUAAGUCAAGAUGAUUCCAACUAUCAGGUCAUAUUAAGAACAUCUGCCUCUAUUUAACUUACAAAGAUGGCAAAUGGGUAAACAAAGCAGAGGAAACUGGAUGCCAACCUUUGUUAAAGGGAUAGUUCAGGAUGUUUAAGUGAUCAUCUGCUAAAUCAUAAUGAGCAGUUAAUAUCUUAACUCUCUUGGCAUCUUUAUUUAGUAGAAAUCUGAAUGAGGUAUUCCUGACGGCUGAAGCUAUCGACUGGUCCAAAAGAGCCAAAGACCAAAAUAUACUUCGUCCUUCUUAAAAAAACUCCAUUCUCAUAAAAACUGUAAAGCAGUUUUGGAAACACCAUUUAAUGAACUUUUAAACUGACAAAAUUUUUGCAAUGAGGGGUUAUUUAUAAAAAAGACAAUGAUUAUUUACACAAGAAAUGGAGGUCGAAGGCAGGAAGCUGCCUUCCUGUGUAAAACACAUACUUAGAAUGGAACGACUGAAGUAUUUAUUGUCAGAGUAACCACCUGGUUAUUUUCUGCUGUAUUUGCACCUCCCAUUUAUAUUUAAGCUGGGUUUUUGAUGAGAGUAUUUUUUUAAAUGGUUAUAAAGAUGGAGAAUUAGGAAACUUCAUGGUGUUUAACGAGUUAUAAGACUAUUCAGAGAUAAUUAACAGCGAUGACUUUGCCACUGUUCAUAGAUGCUUUCUGUGCUAGAAACCACAAGAAAAAUGUUUUUCCCCACACAGUCUUACUUUGUCAUGACUAUUUCUGUUGAACUUCAAAAAUGACCUAAAGUAGCUAACAACUGAAAGGGAUAGCUAAACAGUCUCAGAAGCAAAAAAAAAAAAAACAAUUUAAAAGUAUUUUUGUCUUUUUAACAACAUUUUUGGGACAAUGCUGUGUAAAUAAUCAUCAGCUUUUGUAAGAAUAACUGCAGAAAGCAAACAUAACAAUGGUUAAAAAAUACACAAAAUAGCAUUUGCAUGAAGCACUUUUGGCCCAUGUCAGAAUAUCCAUUAGUUUCAGCCUCUCAGGACCUGAAUCCUGAACCUUCCCUUUACUCUGUGUGAGUGAGCAGUGAGAACUCUGGAUCCUUCUCUCCUCUUUAGUCUCUUUUCAUUUGUACUGAAUGACGACAAUGCCUUGAAGGUGUUUAAAUCAAAUGUCAUUUACAGUAACAAUAGAAAAUUUAACAGAGCACUUGGUACCACACUCUGUCCUUAAGUUCUUGAAGAGCACUCUCAGUAUACACCUUAUAAAAAUUAACCAAACAUAAGUGAAGCACACUUUCGAACAACAAUGUGUACAAUUGGUGUUCUGCUCAAUAUAAUAAAGGACUGAUGCAUGCUCAGACUAAAACAAAAAACACUCAAACACUCAUUAAACUGCCCAGGUUUUUAUUCCUGAAUCACACAAAUAUAUUAACACUUAAAUCUUAAAGGUCAGUCAAGUUUUAACUGCACUGGCUGAGCUGCAGAGCACAGAACUGACAUAUUUACAGACACUUUAAGCCUUAUCUUUAGACGUUGUGGUCUUCAGGAAAUAAAUAUGAAAAAAUCUGUCCAGUGAGGAGAUAAUGCAGACCAUAUUGUUAGUAAAAGGAGCUGAGUGUUGAAUGACUAUGUUCAAACUCACGGUUGUAGAUGCAUGAAUUAAAUAAAAAUGCUAAUUUUUUUUGCACCACUUUAUUAAAAACAUGAUAUUUUGAAGUGCCCCCAUGCACUUUUGUGUAUAUAUUGUAGUUAACAGAUUUUGUUUUUCCUUUUAUUGAUAUUUUUAUUUCUUUUGAAAUGCUAUGUAGAAAUAAAGUUUCAUUCCUGUGACUCUUUGAAAUGUAAUCACCUAGAGGAGGAAAUUUAAGUCAUUUGUGUUUAUUAGAAUAGACAAAAUGUAUAGAGGAAAUGGUGUAAUAAAUUGCCCUGUUUAUUUUUAUUUUCUAAUUGCUGUUAACUAGCUGUUUAACAUACAUGCCACAUACACAAUAUAUAAAGAUUUUUUUUUUUUUUUGUAUCUAAUGUAAGCGUUUUGAAUGUUUGCUCCAUAAAGAUUUAAGCAGUGUGAAUUCAUUUUCAUUGUACAUACAUGGAUAUAAUUGUUCUGUUCAGUGGUGAUGCAGAGGUUUAUUAAAGUUGUAGUAAUUCUGAAUCAAAUGCUGUUUGCAUGAAAAGAGAAAGGUGAAAAAGAAGAGAGAAAAAGAAAGAUAAAAACAGAAGGAUUUUUGUUUUAAAAGGAGGCCAAUCUCACUUAUUUAGGGUAAAAUGAUGCAGAGAGAGAUAAGUCAUAGCCAAGAAGUUAAUUAGCAAGAUCUGUGCUAUACCUAUGCCUGCUACAGUAAAGAGCAACAAUCCUCAGGUGAAUUAUCUGAAACAUUUUUGAAGGAAAAAUGCUGUCUCUUUUAGUCUCAGGCAUCCUUGUUCAGCUGAUUCGUUUAAAGCUGCAAGACAUAAAUUUCUAGAUUAUUUAGAGUGUAUGUCUGCAUUCAGUAUGGCACAUCUGCACACAUUUCACCUCUGUUGCACAAUUAGUGUUAGUGAUGUUUAAAGGGAUCGCCCUUUGCUUUUUGCAAUUUACCCUGAAAAAGUAUGCACACAGACCUGAAGCCUGCUCUGUUAAUAGUUACUAAAUAGACACAAAAUAGCUGACACAAUAAAAAGCAAGAAUACCUUUAAACUUGUCCUUCUGUAAAACGAUAAUGUGUUUCAUCUCUUCCCUAAAUGAGUUGUGGCCUGCCCUCAUUGUAAACAUGUAAUAUCAAUGUAAUGGAAAGAGAGUAUGUGUGGGGGAAAUCAAUUGGAUUAAAAAAAGAAUGAAGCAUUAUUUACUCAGUAUUUGGUCAAUAUAAAAACAAAAGAAAAUCUGUUUCUACAUAUCGACAAGUGUUGUACCUUUGGUGUACAUAUACAAAUAUAACUAAUAAACGUUCAUAACUAA
Messenger RNA from Girardinichthys multiradiatus, 6522 nucleotides. It is a transcript of the gene slc1a2b, whose product is annotated as solute carrier family 1 member 2b. Gene Ontology annotation, cellular component: plasma membrane. Gene Ontology annotation, biological process: L-glutamate transmembrane transport. The record is from RefSeq and is a predicted model, not a curated record. NCBI's taxonomy places the organism in Eukaryota, Metazoa, Chordata, Actinopteri, Cyprinodontiformes, Goodeidae. The transcript is spliced from 11 exons. Gene Ontology annotation, molecular function: L-glutamate transmembrane transporter activity; glutamate:sodium symporter activity; neutral L-amino acid transmembrane transporter activity. The coding region runs from base 221 to 1978 and encodes 585 amino acids.